Messenger RNA from Aspergillus melleus, 839 nucleotides. RefSeq lists its product as uncharacterized. Lineage: Eukaryota; Fungi; Ascomycota; Eurotiomycetes; Eurotiales; Aspergillaceae. The record is from RefSeq and is a predicted model, not a curated record. The coding region runs from base 339 to 839 and encodes 166 amino acids. The transcript is spliced from 3 exons.
AAAGUCAAUUGGUAGGGCGACCGCCAUUAUACCUAUUCUGGAAGCAGUGUGGAAUGAUGAAAUCAAGAUGGGUGGUCCCCCCAGUACGGCCGAUGAAGCCCUGAGCCACGGGUCACCCUAUCUGGCCUUGGUGCUUCAUUUGAUCGCAGGUUCGCUGUAAUUUGUCCGGCCCGCCGGGAUGGGUCCUGGAUCACCUAUCUCGCUGGCCUUCUCCUCCCUCGAGAGCUGCAAUCAAUCACAUCCCAGUUCGGACGCUGGCCGCUGAUUGAUCCCAAGGCUGGCUGCGGCGCUUUCCCCUGGCAGAUGCGUCGAAUCCCCCAAAACUUAUCACCUUUAAGAUGUUGAGAAACAGCAGCAUGGCAAUACUAGGUCCGGAAUAUGGACGGAGCUUUGCGAAGGAGACGUGGACACUCUACGCCGUGGGCAUGUUGGGCGUUCUGCUGCGAUUUGUGGCACGAAUACGUCGAUUAGGGAUCACGAACCUCCAAACGGAUGACUACCUGAUGGUCUUUGCGGUUGUCUGGUACACUAUACUAUGCGUUGCCUUGAACCAAGUCGCCUCCGGUGGGGGGUCGAAUCUGAUGGACGAGAAGGAUAUCCAGGAUCUGACUCCCGCUAUAAAGGCUGAGCGAGAGCGAGGGAGUAAAUGGGUCUAUGUGUCUGAGCAUGCAUUUAUCCUAGCAAUCUGGGCAAUGAAGGCCUGUAUGCUGGUGAUAUAUGCCCGUCUCACGUAUGGAAUACCGCCCCAGUUCCCAUGCUAUACGAAGCUCACACAACCCACAGCGAAGGCUUGCGACAACGGAAAUGGGUCAACUACCUUGCCAUAUACAUCGCGCUAG